This is a messenger RNA of Magnolia sinica, 708 nucleotides long. RefSeq names its product sm-like protein LSM5. NCBI's taxonomy places the organism in Eukaryota, Viridiplantae, Streptophyta, Magnoliopsida, Magnoliales, Magnoliaceae. Gene Ontology annotation, biological process: mRNA splicing, via spliceosome. The transcript has 4 exons. The record is from RefSeq and is a predicted model, not a curated record. Gene Ontology annotation, molecular function: RNA binding. Gene Ontology annotation, cellular component: U4/U6 x U5 tri-snRNP complex; U6 snRNP; Lsm1-7-Pat1 complex. Bases 128 to 391 code for a protein of 87 amino acids.
UUUCUUCACAUAAAUAGAGAGGGUGGGGGCAGCUUUCUCGUCAGCCCUUCGACGGAGAGAGAGAGAGAGAGAGGCAGAAGGAGAGAGAAGAAGAGAAGAAGCUCCUCUCUCUGCAAUCGAAAGGAAAAUGUCGCACAACCCUUCUCAACUACUCCCGUCAGAGCUGAUAGAUCGAUGCAUAGGAUCGAAGAUAUGGGUAAUAAUGAAGGGUGAUAAGGAGCUGGUUGGAACCCUAAGAGGCUUCGACGUCUACGUCAACAUGGUCCUCGAAGACGUCACUGAAUACGAGAUCACAGCUGAAGGGCGUCGUAUAACCAAACUCGAUCAGAUUUUGCUGAAUGGAAACAACAUUGCCAUUCUGGUCCCUGGUGGUUCUCCAGAUCCAGAAUGAAAAGGGGGGCCUUCCUGUUUGUUGUUCUUUUGAAGCGGCCAAGGUGUACUAACAUUUUCGAAUACCCAUGAAUGAUCUGACAUUGACAAGUGCAUCGCAUACUUCUUGUUGUAGAUUACAUGUUGAGACCAAAGAAGAUAUGCUUGAAUUCCUAUUAUAAACCAAACAAAAUCUUGAAUUUGGGAAGAUAGAUUCAAGGUAAUUUACGAUACUGAUUAGGAUUGUUUUCAUAGUUGGAAAUCUAACAUGGAUUUGGGAGAAGGGGGUGAAUGAUGAUUAUGCUUUUAUAAUAGAGGUAUUGUUUGAUGCUCAGCUCA